GAGUAUUCGGAAGGCUUUGUCGCUGUGUUUGAAGACAGCGUCCGACUAUGGACAUGAAACUAUUGCAUUCCCAGUCAUAGGAACAGGAACCCUUUUGUACCCUGUAGACCUUGUUGUUUCUGAAAUGUUUGGAAGCGUGGAGCGACACCACAAAGAUUGUCCUGAUACAAAGCUGAAAGAAGUUCUGUUUGUUAUUUUCAAGAAAGAUACUGCAUUGUUACAGAAAUUUGAGCGGCAGGAAGAGAGAUCAAGGCGUUUUGUGACAGGGUCUCUACCGACGCUUCAACCACGUUGUGAAGUAAAAAUCAAAAUCACUGGCAUGAAAAAGAACGUACUUGAUGCUAAAGCGGAGUUGGAGUCUAAAGCUAAAGAUCUUUCCAUGUCACUCAAACAGGUAAUCACUGAGCGAAUUCAUGAUGUAACAAAGAUUAUAUAUGAUGAUGUUAUGGAAUUGCACGGUGACAAACUCGCCAUUCCCGAAGAAGGUGUUACAAUCAGCCACAACGAUAGUAAGGAGGAACUGUCUGUCACGGGCACAGUUAGCAUAGUAGGCACUACUUUAGUGACCUUGCGUAAAUAUGUUCAGGAUGUUAAAAGCAUGCAGAAUUGUAAAAUACCUGUAGAUACUUCCGAAGAGGAGGAAGUGUGCAAGAUUGUAAGCAAGAUGCCGGUUAACCGUGAAAUCGUUUAUAAAUACAACAGAAAAGACUCGUGUAUUGUUAUGUUUGCAAGAACAAAAGAGGUACUAGACAGAGCAUCAGGAGACCUUCAAAGCAAACUUAAAUACAGGGGACAGUGCACCAGACAAGAGGAAGCAAUGGAUACAUCAGACGAUGGACAGUUAUCCCCUGGCAAAGGAGCGUCGUUGUACAAGCCAAAUGUCAAAAGAAAGUUUUCAUUGUCAAAGGAUGUGAGCAAUCUAAACAUAUAUGAAAAUGGGAGCCUGGUGAUAAGGGUGUAUGAGGCCAACAUCAUACAUGUACCUGCUCAAGGUAUAGUGAAUGCUGCAAACCAGGACCUUAAUCACGUUGGCGGGGUAGCCCGUGUCAUUGCGAAGGCCGCAGGGGAAACACUUUUAAGAGAAUGUGAACAAGCAGUUUUGAAUAAUGAAGGUCCUCUAAAAGUGUCUGCUGUAGUGUGCACUACUGCCGGAAAUCUGGACUUCAAGUAUGUUAUACAUGCAGUUGGUCCACGUUGGUCAGACUACAAACCAAUAACAAAGGAUCGCUUGCUGCAGUGUUCAGACGAUCUGAGACGUACAAUCGCAAGUUGUUUGAGGAUGGCAGAAAGUAAACAACUUGAAUCCAUCGUGAUGUCAACUAUUAGUUCAGGUGCGUUUGGAGUCCCAAGAGAAAUUUGCGCAGAGCAGUAUGCAAGGGCAAUACUUGAAUUCGGCGACAAAAAGAAAUCAUUACGAGAAAUCCACAUCGUGGACAACAAUCACGAUAUGAUUGACAUCGUCCACAAAACAUUUUCCACCAUGAUCACUGAAAGAAAACCCGCACCCUCCACACUAAGUGUUUAUGUAAAACAGCCAGCGGGACAAGACACUUUGACAGAUGAAGGAAAGAAGAAUACUAAUACUAAAGAGAGAGAAAGCUUUAACUGUACGGGAAGGGUCAUACCAAAGUCUACUACAGAUUUUAUUAGGGAAGAAUUAUUGUACAAAUCUUACGGGGAUAAAUUGGUAUGUUCAUUGGCUUCGUCCAACGAAGUUCAAGUGUAUGCUGGAGAUAUAUUGCACCUUGAUGGUAUCACUGCAGUAGUAUGCAGCGAAACAAGUAAGGGAGAUACCAAAGGAACAAUAUCAAAAUAUUUGUUGGAAAAUGGGGGUUGGGAAUAUAGACGUAACAAAGAAACGCAAUUUCGACGUCAAAGGAAAAUUGGUGAGGUAAUUACUACAGAAGGCGGCAGAAACAAAUAUGCUUGGAUAAUACAUGCGCUUGUUUCCAUAGAAGAUCUAAAUAUACUCGCCGAUUUGUACAGACUAAUAUUAGAAGAGGCGAAAACAAGAGAAUUUCAGGCCAUUGCUUUACCAUUGCUUGGAACAGCAGGUGAAAUUAUAGGUCCAGUGGAUAGUUCACAGACGUUGUUUAAUGAAUGGAUCCAGUUUUGUCAAAAGAACAUGAAGCUCGGACUUACAUUACAUCUGGUGAUAAAUGAAGUGGGCAUUGCUGAUAUAGUGAAAGAUGUUUUCAAACGAUGCAUUGAUGAAAUGGUACAGAAAAUCUCUGACACCGACAGGGCUCAUUUGUCUCAAGAGCAGAAUACAAAGCCAAGUAAUGAAGUUGUAAAUGAUGAUCUAGCAGCUGCUGACGAAGACUGUGUCAUCUGUAUGGACAAAGUGACCGAUGCAAAGAAACUGAAAUGUGGACAUACAUUUUGUACAGAAUGUAUCGAAGGCUAUUUUCGUGUUAAAAUGGUGUGCCCUACAUGUGGCAAAGUUUGCGGCACAAUUACCGGAGACCAGCCAGACGGAACGAUGGAAAUCAGUAAAAGCUCGCGAUACGUUACAGGAUUUGAACGUCACAAAAGCAUUGUGAUAACAUAUCGUUUCAAUUCUGGACAACAAGGGCCUGACCACCCGAACCCUGGUGCAGCAUAUAAAGGUAUUGCUCGUUCUGCCUAUUUACCAGACACUACAGAAGGCAGAGAAAUAUGCGCAAUGCUGAAGGUAGCUUUUGAGCGGCGCCUGGUGUUCACUAUAGGAUCCUCAAGAACCACCGGACAGGAGGGGGUAAUCACAUGGAAUGACAUUCAUCAUAAAACAGACAUGAGACCAAAUACUCAGUUUGGCUAUCCAGAUGACACCUACUUACAAAGGGUACGCGAAGAGCUAGAAGUAAAAGGUGUUACAGGAGAAGACGUGGAGACGAAAUUCAUCAAACAACUUGGAAAAGAUUAUUUCAGACAAACCGUCAAUUAAUUAUCAAAUAAGUGGUCCGAUGAAACACUGGAAAAUUAGAUCUAGAUUAUCAUAAUCGUUGCACCAUUGUUUCAUAUCAGUUGUCUUUAUGUGAUGAUGUUUAUCUGGUAAAUACAGAUGACGCCUUCAAAGGGGGAUACCUUUGCAAAAAAUUUAGAAGAAGUGAGUUGCUGGACACCGUGUUGCGGUGAUGAUGUUCCGAAUAAGUCUUACAGGGGUAUAAUGAAGUACAGAUAAUGUAAAUAAAUUACAAAAUUCUUUUUUUUAAUUCAACGUUUAAAUGUGAAAGCAGAUUAUCAAUGCAUUGUAUCUAGCAGUUAUGAUUCAAAUGAAUAUCCCCCAUAUUGACUUAACGAAUUGCAAAAAUAUGUUUGUUUAGUAAAACGGCAUGUCAAUAAUUUGUUUCCGCGCCAUUUUCCGAAAAAGCUUACAUGUAUAUGGCUUGGGAACAAACUGCGUCCCACUCAUUGCUGAUUUUAUUCCUUUUCUGUUUUGAACGAGAUUUCAUGCUCUGUUUACUAAGAAGCAGUUUGACAUUAUUUAAGUUUUUAAAUUGUUUUGAUGGAACCUCGAGGUACCUUGCUGAUAUUUUAAAUAUAGACAACCUAUAUUUUUCAGAAAUAGUUAAACACAUUUAUUCUAAAGAAUUACAACUAAACAAGGCUUAUACCUCAUAAUAAUUAUUUAGAAGCGUCUUUUUUGUACUUACAUUCAUGAAUAGUAUUUUAGAAGACGAUUUCAAUUUUAAACUUGUCAAUUUCUCCCAGCUGGAGGAGGAUUUCUCUCGAGCGACAUCGUACGGUGUCUGUGGGAAUGUAGUGUAUAUACGACAUAAAAUUAAAAAGAAUACCUAUUUUAAUGAAAUAUUUAUAAAAUUUGUAAAAUACAAAACUCGUAAAGCACAGUGCAAUUCUGCUAUAUCUUCUUACUAAAAUUUAUUUUUGUUGUGAUGCAUGGCUCUCUGGCUUUCUUUGGGAUUACAUGUAUCUGUUCUUCCGGGAAAUCUACCAUCACCUUUAUUUUUUCUGUUCCUUUACUUAUGAAGCGUCAGGAACUGGUAUGAUGACCGACAUUUACAUACUUUAAUGUCAAACCAUUGUUAGCAGCUAAUGCUCGGAAAGUAGGCUAGUACCAUAACCUUUUAAUUUUGCAGCAAAUGAAUAGGGUACUGUUCUGAUAUGUUUGUAGAACUGAAUACAUACAAAUAUUAACCGCAAAAAAAGUAAUUGACUUACGCAAAUUCCGGCCAUGUCGGCGGCAUGGUGAGAUCAAAGAUCAGAUAGGGAAUACUUUGUUUCAGUUCCACCUUUUUAUCCCCUUAAAGAAUGAUAUGCAAAAUGUUGACUGCAUAGGGACAUGGUCGCACGGAUAGAUUAAAGGUAAAUUACAAAUCAUUUCAUUGCCUCUACAUGUUUUACUCCGUGAAAUUUAGGUUUAGAGUGUAAAUCGGGCCCUCUUUUUACACAUUUACUAUUAAAUCUUUGCGCUAUUGCCAAUUAUUAUGUAAUAUCAAUUAAAGCAAGGAAUUUAAGUAGACAUGAAAUACUUGUGGCGAAAACUAUACAAGAGAAGACGUUAAGCCGCCCUACAGAUUAAACAAACACUUACACUUAAGUUUAUAUUAACAGUUCAAAUUUUAUAUCUGAAAAUGUAUUCCUUUUUAUGCUACAGUUCGACAAAUUUAUUUCUCAUACCAUAUUGAUAAACGAAGAAACUACAAGCAGAACAUGUAAGAUAGAUUAUUUAUUUUGUUACCGUUGAAAUUAUAUUAUGUAUAGGGAGAGAGUUUCUAAAGAAAGCUAUUGGCUUCCUAUAUGUUGAUAUUUGUAACAUUGUAAUAACUGCAAUUAUGUUGGAAAAAUAUUGUUUAAACCAAACACUUACACAUUUGAUUUCAAUAACAUCGAGUGUAUAUAAAGGAUCUUGUUGUAGAUUUAAUUAUUAUUUGUUAAAAUACAUUUUUGUGCAAAGCUUAUCGAAAAUUAUGCUGUACAUGUUAUAUGUCAGUAUUCUUAGCUGAGCGCGAAAGUAUUGUAACUAAACAUAAAGAACAAGAUGCAGUAGGUCGCGCUCAGUCCUAGAAAUAGUUUUUGGUAUGAAUUCAGAAUAAUAUAAUAAAAUCAUAGUUUGAAAUUUAUUAUGAAUUAUGAUUAUGAUGUGUUAUGCAUUAUUUUCUGUUUUACAUGAAAUUAAAACAUUUUCAUUAUUCAUAUGCAUAGUGUUGAUAGAUUGUGAAGAACAGAAUGAUUCAAUGCAAUGGACACUUUGAAUUUAAAACAGUAACAAGGAUUCGAACCAAUUUUCGGACACCUAAAAAUCUUUUAAAAAAACAAAACACUUUUAUACACAUGUCACUGUUCUUCCUCGGCGCAGAAUGCAUAAACUGCUGAAACUUAUUUCAUUCUGUAUAUCAUAUAGGCCCCAACGAUGACUUGAGGAGACCAAAUCGUGGCACAGAAUACAGCAGUAUCUAAGCACCAAACGUGUUCCAAUUUCGUAAUGUCACGUUUAUUCAACCUAUGCAGUCGGCAUCCUGAAGAUCCGUCUGCAAUGUAAUAUGAAUUAGUAUUUGGAUAUACAUAAUAGCAAUAUAUCUAUAUGGUUAAAUUCAUCCUCAAGCCCUCCUGUAACAUGGAUUCGAGCCCAUAUUUUAGAGACUUACCCUAAGCCUUCUUUACGCAAGGGAAACAAUCUAAUUAUAUAGUGAAAUUGUUGAGUGAACACCGUUUCUUAAUCCUAAUCCUGCCCAUGUUAUAUCAGUGCAAAGGAAAAGUAACCUAUCUAUGAUAAAUGCCAUGUAUGAUUACACAGUUAUGCAUCUAACAGUCUCGAUAUUGAUUUCUUCGAUUUUCUCAUAUUUCUAGAUAUUUUUCCCAUACUUUGACGCAUAUGUAUGGGUAGUUCAGAUUGUUCUCUUUCCAGUAGAAGCCUUUUCAACAUAUUUCACCUUGUGAAAUUCUGUGGGUUUUGACUUUUUUAGAAAAAUCGUCUGUUUGUUUACAAAUUUCACCACAAAAUAUGUCCUACUUUCCCCAGGGCAAUCAAUUAUUUGAUCUUUACAUAGUUUUGUAUUCAGGUUGCUAAUCCAUGUGGCAAGUAUGCAUGCUUUUUUCAUGAUUAGAAGUAAAAAGUGGGUAGGUUGCAUGAGGUACUAGGUCAAGUGUCACCUAAGCCUAUCAUAAAGUCUUUGCGGAGUUGUCUCCAUUUUUUCCAAAUAUUUCACCCGGGAUCAUUUUUUCAGCUCAAAUAACUCUUUUUUCAGUAAAUGAUUUUUUAAUAAUUUUUUCAGUCCUUGUAUUCUGAUGCAGUUAACUUCACAUACAUUUAAUAUAGAUAGCUCCUACUUAAAGUUUGUAUUUUCAGUUACAAUGCCUACAUUUUUGGAACCCUUAAAAUGCUUAAAAUUACGAUUUUCCACAUUUUUAACCAUUCUUCGGCGGCAUAUCUUGCAUAAACUGCAAAAGACUAAUACAUUUUGUAUCUCCUAAAGACUGCAACGAUGACUUAAAUAGACCAAAUGGUGGUUAUAGUCCAUCAUUUCAGUGCAGAAUACAGUAGUAUCUAAGCACCAAAACAUGUUCCAAUUACGUAUUGAGGCUUUGACAUAGUCCUUAUUUUAAUCAGAUAUUUGUAAAAUGUGUUAAAAAGUUUAUCAAAAGAGGGUACGAUGCGAAAAUCGUGAAACACAGUGCAUGUUUGGUGAUUGACCCAUCUACAGUUUACUCUACGCUUUCCUAUCUGAUUUUGCGAUGACUAAUAAAGUGUUAGACUUCAUGAUGCUUUUCUCCUAAAUCCUACAUAAAACGGACGGAGGGAGUGAAAUUUUGUCUUGCAGCUUUCUUAGUCGUGCCCUUAAAAGUUAGGCUCUUGGUGCUCUGACUUCAGACAAGUUGUUGAGUACAUUGGUGUAAUUAGACCUUAGAUUUACCUUAAUUUUAUGUUUCACUUAAUAUGAUCUGUUGUUGUUUUUUUCGCUAAUGUUAGAGCCUUUCUCAGCUGGGAUUUUAUUUACAUCGUUGAAAAUAGGGUAAGUGGGAGGUUGGCAUGCCAUAAACGCAUUUAAACCCUCCCCCUUUACUAUGAAUAAGUUUUGGCAUGUCCAUCCCCUCCCCCCCCCCACUUUACUUUGAAUAAGUUUUCGUGCCCACCUUAAUUUUGGCUGCCGGAGUCCUAAGGUGGUGCCCGAUUGUUGUUUUUCCUGCUUAUAUGUGUGCGUUUAUGUGCUUGUGUGUCUUAGGCGGUGCCCUACAUUGUUGUUAUGUUUUACUUGUCUGUUUAUCUAUGUUAGUUAGAUAUGUGGAUGUGUGUGUUUGUCUUUGGUACAUGAAUGUCUGCGCUACUGUGGUUUACGUUAUAGUGUAACUGUUAUUUAGUAACGUAGCAUUCCCUUUGUAUAUUCAUCCUUGUUCUACUUUCCCCUUCAACCCCCUCUCCUUACCCGCUUCUACCCUUUACCCCUUCCUCCCCCUCUAUUUAUAUUUUGCAUAAAAUUAAAUUGUACUCGUUGGAUUCUUGAAGCAACCAGUCUGUAAUAUUUUUUCCGUUACAGCUUCUUUUUGUUGUGGGCCUACUUUGCAAAUACGUGGCUCUGAGGCUGUGUUUUUGGUGCUCUGUGCUUCCGAAAAAUCUACCCUUACCUAUUAUCUUUUCUUUGGACCAUUGGCAAUGUAAUAUAAACUAUUAUUUGGACAUACAAGCAUUUAUCUACAUGGUUAAAUUCAUCUUCAAGUCCUCCUGGACACUGUGAACUGCAGCAGUAACAAGUAUUCGAGCCCAUAAUUGGACACAUUUAUUUAUUUUAUUUAUUUUAUUUGGGUUUUACGGCGCACCAACACAGUAUAGGUUACAUGGCGCCAAACAGGACUACAAAUUUUGGUUUCAUAUCUCAUUUACAUCGAAAUAAAACAUGAGGACACAUGGAAAAUGACAAAAAUUACAAGUUAGCGUUCUUCGUCGGCAAAUAAUAAAUACACUGCUAAAACCAAUUUCAAUUUGUACACCAUAAAGGCUCUAACGAUGACAUAAGGACCAAAUCUUGGCUAAAGUCCAUCGAUCCAGUGCAGAAUACAGCAGUAUUGAAGCACCAAAACAUCUGUACUAUAAAUGAUAAUUUUUCAUCACUGUCAGAUGAAGAUUGUCAAUAUAUAUAGCCGACUGCUUUCAAAGAAGAAACGCAUUAAUGAGUUUGCGUUAAACAAUGGAUUAUAUAUAUGUGUAGUAACAUCUUGUUUUCAACACAAUAGUCGUAUAUGUAUGUGAUACUAGUAUAAUAUGACGAUUUGAUAUUGUACUGUAGAUAUUUAGCUCACCUGAGCACGAAGUGCUCAAAGGUGAGCUUUUUGUGAUCACCCUGUGAUCGUCGUCCGUCGUCCGUCAGUCGUCAACAAUUUGACUGUUAACACUCUAAGAGGUCACAAUUUUAGCCCAAUCUUAAUGAAACUUGGUCAGAAUGUUACUCUCAAUAAAAUCUUGAACGAGUUCGAUAUUGGGUCAUCUGGGGUCAAAAACUAGGUCACCAGAUCAAAUCAAAGUUAAAGCUUUUUAACACUCGAGAGGUCACAAUUUUGGCCCAAUCUGAAUGAAACUUGGUCAGAAUGUUACUCUUAAUAAAAUCUUGGACGAGUUUGAUAUUGAGUCAUCUGGGGUCAAAAACUAGGUCAAAUCAAAGGAAAAAAGCUUGUUAACACUCUAUAGGUCACAAUUUUGGCCCAAUCUGAAUGAAACUUAGUCAGAAUGUUACUCUUAAGGUAUUAGAUCACUAAUAGAGAACCUCCUUUUUGAAGAGUAUUCAAUUCCUACCAUAAACCUACUUUUACUGCAGUUCUUAGGGGUGCGUAGGUUCAAGCCCUACUGGGACCAAAUUUUUUUUUCCUUAUUUUCUUUUUUUACUAGUAAGUUUUUACUUCUUUCAAGACUUAUUAUUGAUUUUUUGUACAAAAAUGGAAAAAGAUGAAUCUUAUAAGCGAUUUCUUGGUGUUCAAAGUGAAUUUACUACUUUAACAGAAGGGGUAGAGUUACACAUCUUUAAAAAUAUUGAGUUACACGCGGUGAAAGUUCUCUGUUUUGCUUUCACUCUUAGAUUAUAUAUUGUGGAAGAAAUUUAGGUAGGUUUUACAUCUUCCCUAAGGUUAUUUUUAAAUGGAGUAAGCAAAAUCCAAAACAGAAACACAUCAUUCGACCUUAUUUUUUCAAUGUUGAAGUAUGAAUUCUGUCUCAUUAAAUCCGUUUACUUGCGGCACCAUAGAAAAAAUAUUGACAUUUUUAUUUUGUGUUUUAUAACAGUUUACCAAUAGUUUGAUGUUUCUUCUAAUGAAAUUAAUGGUAAAAUGAGUUCUCUGCAAACGUUUUGGAUAGUGGCUAUCGCUUUGAAAUUUGUCUCUACUUGAGCUUGAGGAGAUACCAUAAGUUAUUCAACAUUUAUAAAAAACGGCACGGUAAAAGUUGUUUAAAAUUUGCAAAAUAGUGCAAAACACGGUUACCUUUCAGAAUAUACCAAGCAAAGGCCAUUUUGUAAACAUUACUAUUAGUGACCUAAUACCUUAAUAAAAUCUUGGACGAGUUUGAUAUUGAGUCAUCUGGGCUCAAAAACUAGGUCACCGGGUCAAAUCAAAGGAAAAGCUUGUUAACACUGUAGAGGUCACAAUUUUGACCUAAUCUUAAUAAAACUUGGCCAGAAUGUUACCUUCAAUAAAAGCUUGAACAAGUUCGAUAAUGAGUCAUCUCGGAUCAAAAACUAGGUCAGCAGGUCAAAUCAAAGGAAAAGCUUGUUAACACUCUAGAGGUCACAAUUUUGGCCCAAUCUGAAUGAAACUUAAGCUUGGUCAGAAUGUUACCCUCAAUAAAAUCUUAGACAAGUUCGAUAUUGGGUCAUCUGGGGUCAAAAACUAGGUCACCAGGUCAAAUCAAAAGAAAAGCUUGUUAACACUGUAGAGGCCACAUUUAUGACGGUAUCUUCAUGAAUCUUAGUCAGAAUGUUAAUCUUGAUGGUCUCAAGUUCCAGUUUCUGUGGUACAACAUAGAUGUUACUUUCAAGUUUUACAUGUAUUUUAAGGCAUCUACCUUUUAAGGAGUUUUUUAUGGACUUAGAAAAACAAAAGAAUUACAAUAAUUACUAAAAAUAUCAUUGUAAACAACCACAAAAUUAAAAUUCCAUUUGCAAAUACAGGUGCUAGUGUAAAGAAAUUUGCUUUGAUUGGCGUAUAUUGUGACAUUCUGGCACUCUUGUUUAAGUUUUUAAGAUCUAGUCAUUUAAAUAUUAUAAAGUGAUAAAUCGAGGAAACUCCUCGAUACCAAAUGUAUGUUCUAGUCGUUUUUGAUAAUAUGUUAUUGUAUGAGAUAUAGUUAUUUGAGUUGCAUUAGUUUAGCUUAGAUGUUCUUCCUUUAGAAACUUAAGACAUACUUAUACAUACUUGUAUUUGUACCCGAAAGGGCCCAAAAUUAUUGAAUAAAAGUGAUUCUCUUCUAUACUAUUC
Mercenaria mercenaria is the source of this 10398-nucleotide messenger RNA. Its product is annotated as protein mono-ADP-ribosyltransferase PARP14-like. The record is from RefSeq and is a predicted model, not a curated record. Gene Ontology annotation, biological process: Notch signaling pathway; protein ubiquitination. The transcript is spliced from 11 exons. Bases 125 to 2926 code for a protein of 933 amino acids. Lineage: Eukaryota; Metazoa; Mollusca; Bivalvia; Venerida; Veneridae.